AGGAGACGCAGAGGAGACGCAGGGGAGACGCCAGGAGAGUCCCAGGAAGCGACGGCAGGAGGAGGUCAACCACUGGAGCGGGCGUUGAAGACGGGCUGUCGGGUUCCAGACCCGAGCCCACCAGGACUUCACCCGACUGGGGCCUCCUGCCAACCUGUUCCUGUGUGUCGCCCGUCUACCCGAGCGUGCCGUCAGCUCCUCAACGCCGGUGAGCUUCUGCGCCAGUGGGCAGGACGAGAACAGUCGGGCUACGGGCCCGAGUUCUACGCCAUCUGCCCGGCCAGAACGCCACCCCGUCUGUCGUGCCGCCUGCUGCCCGAGGCCGGCGUUCGAGCUUCUGUGCCCGUGGGCGAGACGAGAACAGUCGGGCUUCGGGCCCGAGCUCUACGCCAGCUGCCCGGCCAGAACGCCGACGCCAUCUACUCGCGCCACCAAGCCGGCUGCUUUUCCUCGCCUAGCCAGAGCGGGCGCACUCCGGUCGCCCGGUCGGUCAGCUUACACCGCGACCUAAGCCGAGUCUGAGUAUCUACAAUGAUGGCCACAUGGGAGUUGGUACUCACCGUCUCGGCCACGCUGGUGGUGAUGGUUGCCAUUUCUUGGGCCAUAUCGCGCCGUCGGCAGCACAGCCUCUUCUCUGGACUGGGAUACCCGGGGCCUCCGCCGGAUCUCGUCUGGGGCAGCUGGAAGCAACUGCAGAAAGACAGGAUACCGGUGAUGGAAGAAUGGAUACGCAAAUAUGGCAAGAUCUUCGGGUUUUAUCUGGCUGAGAAACCCUACAUGGUUAUCACAGACGUCGAUGUGAUCAAGGAAAUAUUCAUCAAGGACAGCCGGAUAUUCCAAGACAGACCAUUUUAUGCCCUCGACGUGGAACCGAUGACAAGCUCAGUAUUUUUUGUCACGGGUUCCGAGUGGAGGAAGGUGCGCUCCAUCAUGAACCAGGGUUUCACAGCCACAAAAGUGAAACUGUACUCCGGCAUCGUGAACAAGUGCGCAGACGUGUUCGUCGACCUGCUGGGAGAACUCUGUUCCAAAUCGAAGGUCGCCGAGAUGUAUGGGCUCGCGCAGAGUUUGGCACUUGACAUCAUCACGAAGGCAGCGUUAGCGUGGGAGAUUGACUGCCAGCGAGAUAGCAAGGACCCUUUCCUAACGUGGAUGCGCAAGGUCUUCGAACAAUUGGACCAAACAGCUCUCGAGAACUCAUUCGCAUUUCCCGCUCUGCGCCCGCUUUUGCUCCUGUUCUACCCACUGUCGUCCUUUGCUCGCUGCAUGAAGAAAAUGAUGGACGACGUGGACAAAAUCACCGAGGAGCGUCGGACGGGGAAGAGGCCCCGCAGCGAGGACAUGAUACAAAUGAUACUGGACGCCCAGGAGAACGCAAAGAAAUGCAAUCACGCCGCCGGUCAGAAGGUUAAAACUCUGGAAGACCGCCACGUCAGUUCCAACGCCGUGGUACUUCUCAUAGCGGGCUUCGACACCAUCGCGUCGGCGCUCUCCUUCCUAAUGCAUCUGGUAGCCAAGCACCCCGAAGAACAGACGAAGAUUUUGGACGAAAUGGAAGAACGAUUCCCGGGUGUACAAGAACUAUCGUUCGAGCAGCUACACGAGCUGGAGAGACUCGACAUGGUGGUCAAGGAAGCCAUACGCCUCUACCCGCCUGUGCCGCUCAUGGUGGUGCGACGUUGCAUACAAAACACGACGGUUCUCGGGCAUUUCAUUCCUGCCGGCGUGAACAUCAUCGCGCCUGCGUGGUGCGUUCAUCGCGACCCGGAGCUGUGGAGGGAGCCGGAGAAGUUUAUGCCCGACCGAUUCUCGGAGGAAGAGUCCAAGAAGCGCCACAGCGCCGCCUACUUUCCUUUCGGCUUAGGUCAGAGGAGCUGUCUCGGCAAGCGAGUGGCACUGAUGACGAUGAAGACUGCCUUGAUAAAGACUCUGCGAGACUAUAAGCUGGAAAUCUGCGAAAAAUCACAAGAUCCCUUGCUCAUGACUGUUCCUAGCCUGGUGGGUAACCCGAUGGGCGGCGUCCAUCUGAAGCUUACUGCACGGCAUGCUUGAGCGUGGUCAAAAAUAUCUCAUAUCCAAUGCCUGCGGUAAGUCUAAAAAAAAAUACAUUGUAAAAUAUCUGUUCUAUGCGUACUUCUCAGUUCUCACUCUGUAUGAUCACCAUUAAAAUGUGGAUGCAUUAAAGCCGGAUUCAGGGUGAUGAGCAUGCUGAUUCGCCUUUAUUGGGAGAGAGCGCAUACUCACCAACUAUGAAUAGGUUGAUGUACAGCCGUAGUUUCGAAUCGUUUCCCGGCUCGUAUACUUUGCACAGCUAACCAACACGAACCAGUGCGAAUGUAGCAGUACGAAAAUGUUGCACAAUAAAAAAGGUAAAUGACAAGUUAAUUUUGCCCAUUUACGUUGAAAUAUUUAGGCUGCAUCUAGCGCUAGCAUGCUUAGUUUUUUUCGUAUAAGUUUUCAUGCUUGUUCACCUGUCAUCGCCAUUUGAAAAUGCUCCUUGCCCGCAGUCUUGCGCUUAAUUAAUAGAUGGUUUCAACCACUAAACAAUGGUAGGCUAAGUAGCUAUAGGGCAGCGUUUAAUUUCUCUGCUUUAUGUGUGUUAUUGGCCCCCUUGUAAGAUGACAUUACGUAUCUUUUUGUUAGAAAGUGGAAUGUUCUCUUGCAUCUGUGCCUUCUGCUCGUAAUUAUUUGAGUCUGCAAGGUACGUAAUGAAGUAUGAUUCUUGUGUUGUACAUUUGGUCAAUGUUCCAAUAUUUUUUCCAUAGAAGAGUAUCUAUUACGCUUUGGAAAUAUUUCGAGUAUUUCAAUAUUGUUAUUGGUCUCUUGAAAUUUAGAAGACACCUUAUGAAAGUUGGUAUCAAAGAAAGUUGAACGGACUGGGUUGCUUGGUAACAACUUUAUUUAUAGUCCUGCUGAGGUUUCGCCGACGGUGCCUCAGGGCUCUUAUGUGGGGACGUCGAGGUGUUGCCUCGCCGCCCCCUCGCUGGGCCUGCGAGACGGCACAGAAUUGGUCGCCGAGACUGGGGCAGCUCAAGGCAGCGGCACACAGCGGCGGAAGGGUUCUGGAGUUAGCACCGUGUGGGUUUUUAUUACAGUCGCAAAGGAAAACAAAUUCAUUAGAUGUAUAAGGGCACAACAAUGGCCCAAACCUACUGUGUAGGAUAUUCCAAUAACCGCGUCGCAAUACAGAAAAAAAAUCGUAAAUCAUAGUAGCUAAUCGUAAAUCAUAUCAAACAAUGCCUCUUAUGGUAGUUAGCCUUGUAUUAACUGAUAAAUGAGAACUGAUAACUGAUAAAUGAGAAGAAACGAACAGGUAAAGGGCAUAGCUUAUUUGGAAUCUCUUUGAUAUCUGCAACAUAAUUACAAUGGAUAAAUAAAUCGUUCAAAUAUAACAUAGAUUAAUAAAAUAGGAACUCUUUAACAAGGGAAUCGUUAUGUUCCUCAGAAGCAAUCCUUCACGGCUCGGUGAGUAAUGCACGCGUAAAGGUAGUACGAAACGAAAUCCGUACACUUCUGACACUUUAUUUUCGGGCGGUACAAGCGGUAUACUUUUCGCAGCUGUCGAUGUGUCCUGCAUGUCUUGACAAAACCUACCAUCAUAUUCUUAACGUGGCCCUUGCACCAUUAAACAUGAUAUUAUCAUCACCAUGCUGCCAUUUUGCGUUCUAUAGUACUGAAUGUGUCGGCACGUGUCUUUUCCUCUAUCACCGCGUAUUCUUUACAAUAAUGCCGCAAUUUUGAUUCGUUGAAAUUUGCUUAUUGGCAAGAAUUCUGGCCGAUUUGCCGUAGUUGCUAUAUUUAUUCUCUUGCUUUAACAACUGAUGCAGAUAGAUAGAAAAGAAAAAAGGGAAAGAAGCCAUAUGUUUCUUGACUAGGAACAACAGCUAUAAACGGAAUGCUACUAGGAUACGUAUCCGUGUUUGCACAAAUGUCAGGGCGUCUGCGAAGAGGCGCAGGAGCGAAGAAAGCUUAAUUAGGGGAUUUAACGUCCUGUAACGGCACAGCUGUUACACCCACCAAUGUAGUUAGUUUGCUUCUGUAACAGCGAAUUUCUUGAAUUGAUUGUUUCAUAUCAUUAUGUUUUCACUAAGCAUACAGCUACAAUGCCAUUUGUCUUCUCUUGCUUUAUUAUGUGUAAAUAUGAUGCUAUAUGUACGAUUUUUUUUUUCGUACUGGUGUAUAAUAAUUAUUUGCUUUCGCUUGUGGGUUUACCCUGUCACUUUAAUUAUUCACUUUCUGGUUGUAUAAUUCGCUUUUUGCUUGUACAUUUACGCUGUCAUUGCUCUUUCAGGGUGGACGGUGCUUAGUGAAGCUGCAGUAUCCGCAGCUUUUUCGCCGUCUCCCCCUUUUCACAGAUGUUUUGUUUGGUGAAAAUAAGAGACUGAUUGACUGGCCGA
This is a messenger RNA of Dermacentor andersoni, 4397 nucleotides long. RefSeq names its product cytochrome P450 3A6-like. Gene Ontology annotation, molecular function: heme binding; oxidoreductase activity, acting on paired donors, with incorporation or reduction of molecular oxygen; steroid hydroxylase activity. Lineage: Eukaryota; Metazoa; Arthropoda; Arachnida; Ixodida; Ixodidae. The record is from RefSeq and is a predicted model, not a curated record.